GACCUGCUGCUCAAAUGACAGGAUGAACACGGAGCUUGUGCUCUUCAGAGAUCUUCAGUGUUCCCUUCGCCUGCAGUCCGAUUUCUCACAUAAGCAAUGACCGCGGCCUCUGUGCUCUGCUUUUUUCAAUGGCUCGGCCUCAGAAGUGUUUUGACGUUUCUCGUUGUGUUUUUAACAUUAGGUGCCAUAAUUAAACAGAAAGCCCCUAAAAAUUACCCCCCCGGACCCUGGUCGAUACCUUUUGUCGGCGAUUUAUUUCGCAUCGAUUUAUCAAAAAUCCACCUUCAGUUUGCGGAGUUGGCCAAGAAAUAUGGAAACAUUUUCAGUCUUCGUUUGGGACAAAACAUCGUUGUUGUGAACGGUUUUAAACUUGUGAAAGAAGCCCUAGUUGAACACGGGGAGAACUUUGCAGAUCGUCCAGUGAUGCCACUAUUUGAAGAUGUCGUGCAUAACUGCGGUAAUUUAUUUUUUUAUUUUUUUAUUUUCGGGCAAACGAGAGGUCUGGUGGGAUCCAAUGGCUACCUGUGGAAACAACAAAGGAGGUUUGCUCUCUCAACCCUGAAGAACUUUGGACUGGGCAAAAAGAACCUUGAGCAGUCCAUUCAGGUGGAGAGCACGUUACUGAAUGAGGUCAUAACCAAUACACAAGGCCAACCAUUUGACCCUCAGUUCAUCGUGAACAAUGCCGUCUCCAACAUCAUCUGCUGCCUGGUGUUUGGGGAUCGCUUUGACUACAGUGACAGCAACUUCCAAACUCUGCUGAAGCUGAUCAAUGAAGCUGUCUCUUCAAGUGGAAGCAUUUGGGCUCAGAUAUAUAAUAUGUUCCCCUGGUUGAUGCGGAGAAUCCCUGGUCCCCACAAGAAGAUAGUGUCACGCUUUGAAACUGUGGUCUCGUUUGUCCGGCUGAAAAUUAAGGAGCACCAGGAAGACUGGGACCCCUCAUCUCCUAGAGACUAUAUAGACAGCUUCCUGUCGGAGAUGGAAAAGUGGAAAGAUGAUGUUGAUGCUGGUUUUAAUGAGGAGAGCUUGUGUUACUGCACCUUCGAUCUGUUCCUGGCUGGAACUGAAACUACAUCUACAACUCUGUACUGGAGCUUGUUGUACAUGAUCAAAUAUCCAGACAUACAAGAGAAGGUGCAGGCUGAGAUAGACAGUGUGGUUGGACGGUCACGUCAGCCCAGCAUGGCAGACAGGCCGAACAUGCCGUACACUGACGCUGUCAUCCAUGAGAUACAGAGGAUGGGCAACAUUGUACCACUGAACGUUGUACGUUUUACUACGAAAGACACCGAGCUGGGUGGAUACACAAUUCCAAAGGGGACGACGCUGAUGGGAACAUUAGACUCUGUGCUCUUUGAUGAGACUGAAUGGGAGACUCCCUUCACCUUCAAUCCUGGACAUUUCCUGGAUGCAGAGGGGAAGUUCAGGAGGAGAGAUGCCUUCCUGCCCUUUUCAGCUGGGAAGAGAGUGUGCCUGGGGGAGCAGCUGGCUCGGAUGGAGCUCUUCCUGUUCUUCACCUCCCUUCUCCAGCACUUCACCUUCUCUCCACCACCUGGGAUGGAGCCUAGGAUGGAGUUCAAAUUGGGGGGCACCCGCAGCCCCAAACCGUACAAGCUGUGUGCCACCCCCCGCUGAGUUAUUUGUCGGAAAUAAGUCACUGUCAGUUAAAGUUUAUUCAUUUCAUGUAUUUGUUAAUUCUGAGAACAGCUGAUAGCAUGAUUGGAUGUGUGUGUGCCCUAUAAUGGACUGGCAUCCUAUACAGGGAAUCUCCCGCCUCCUGCCCUGUGUUUACUCGGUUCCAAGCCCCCCCCCCCC
Messenger RNA from Brienomyrus brachyistius, 1815 nucleotides. Its product is annotated as cytochrome P450 2J2-like. Bases 97 to 1635 code for a protein of 512 amino acids. The record is from RefSeq and is a predicted model, not a curated record. Gene Ontology annotation, molecular function: heme binding; iron ion binding; oxidoreductase activity, acting on paired donors, with incorporation or reduction of molecular oxygen, reduced flavin or flavoprotein as one donor, and incorporation of one atom of oxygen. Gene Ontology annotation, biological process: xenobiotic metabolic process. NCBI's taxonomy places the organism in Eukaryota, Metazoa, Chordata, Actinopteri, Osteoglossiformes, Mormyridae. The transcript has 9 exons. Gene Ontology annotation, cellular component: intracellular membrane-bounded organelle; cytoplasm.